AUGUCUGAAAUAGAGUCUGAAGCAAAGGGCGAGGCGCCCCUUCUAGGAUACUACAACAUCCGGGGAAAUGCGCAGCCCAUUCGCCUGCUGCUGGCGUACACGAAGACGGUGUACCGCGAACGGCAGUACAACUUUGGCCGCACCGAUGAGGAACGCGCCGAGUGGCUCAAGGAAAAGUUUCACCUUGGCCUGGACUUUCCCAACCUCCCCUACUGGCAAGAAGGCGACCUGAAGCUGACCCAAUCGCUGACUAUCCUCCGUCACCUGGCGGCGAAGAACGGCUUGGCCGGCAACGGUUCCGAGGAAGAGGCUAUCCGCAUCGACCUGGCCGAGCAGGUGCUGCGUGAGUACCGCAACAAGUUCAUCGACGCCACGCUGAGUACGAGCUUUGAGAAGGCCCGCCUCGCCUAUCUCGCCCAGCUGCCUGAUAUGCUGCGUUCGCUGUCGACGUACCUCGGCGCCCGACCCUACUUUGCCGGCAACUCCAUCACCUACGUGGACUUUAUGGCUUACGAGUUCAUCGACCAGCACUUCUAUCUCUACGCGGAACUCUUUGCAAAGCUUUCCAACCUGAAGGCCUUUCUCCGACGGGUGGAGGCGCUGCCCACCAUUCACGAGUUCCAGUACAGUCCGAAGUACAUUCGCUGGCCCAGUGGCCUGCUGAUUCCCUGGUACCAGGCGAAGUACUACACCACCUUCCACCGCUCCGACUCCAGUGAUCGGGUGCACGAACUGGUCACCAGCAUGGCCAAGUGCCAGAAGAUAGUUGAAGGUGUGCCGCCGAUGGGCUCGGAGACGGUGACCACCUCGGGCUAA
Messenger RNA from Rhagoletis zephyria (snowberry fruit fly), 816 nucleotides. Lineage: Eukaryota; Metazoa; Arthropoda; Insecta; Diptera; Tephritidae. The record is from RefSeq and is a predicted model, not a curated record.